AUGCCGCUCUUCCUCCGCCCGCCGACCCACCCCGUCCCUGAUGCCUCACUCGCCACCUUCCGCGGCAGGGUCGCUGUGCUCGUCCCGCCCUCGAGACGCCAAGAGCCACGGACCGCCGCCGACGUGAGGAGGGGGAUCUUCGACCACUUGCGGGCCGCCAACAACUAGGAGGCGCUCUCUGACCCCUUCGAUCGAGCACUCGAGGACCACUACGAGCGCCUCCCGUCCAGCUACUACAUCGACCUCGACGUGAACAAGGCCAACGACGUGCUGCUGCACUGCCGGAUCCUCGCAAAGUGUGCCGCGGACCCUGAUGAGAUCCACCCGCCCUCUUCCUCUCCCCUGCGUCCGCCCCGUUGUUCCUCCCCAAGCUAUGAAGGGACUUUCAUGAAUCAUAACACUGGCGUUCACGGAGGUUCUGCUGGAAACAAGUUCAGGAUGUCUCUGGUUCUGCCUGUGGCAGCCACUGUGAACUGCGCUGAUAACACUGCUGCUGCAUCUGGCGGAGCUGCCGUUGCCGCCCCAAAGGGCAACCUUCAUCAGACACAACCCCAUAACAGGGCCUCAAGAAGUAUUACAACGCCGGGUAGGAGUCCUUUGCUGCUGUUGCUGUCGGUGGCUUCUCUGCCAUCCAUAGUCGCAGCCGCGGCUGGACGCUUGGUCCUUCUGCUAUCGUCGCUGGAGCUGAUACCACUGCAUCUGGCCUGGCCUGCUAUCCCUUAUCCAUUGGUGGUGUUGCAGCUUAAGUGGAUUUCUCAACGGAUGUGCUUGCGGCUGGGUAUCCAGAUGCUGGGCUUUCAUGUUUCUUCGUGA
Molecule: messenger RNA, 813 nt
Organism: Triticum dicoccoides
Lineage: Eukaryota; Viridiplantae; Streptophyta; Magnoliopsida; Poales; Poaceae
Source: RefSeq, a predicted model, not a curated record